GAGGCUGGCUCCACCGCCUGGCUCUGGAAGCACAGCCGCAGGCCCCAGCCUGGCCCCUCCCCUGGGGACUUGGCCAGAGUGUCAGAGCUGGGAGCAUCGUUGCAUCACUGGGUGCUCGGGGGUUAAUGAUGGGGAGUGGACAGGACCCGGGUAUUUAACUAAUCGGGGAGGUGCCUGGAGAUCAGAGGUGCCCCUGCUGGCUUCCGUCUCCAUCUCCUACAGCCCAGCUUCUCUGCCCCCUGCUCCCCUCCCCGCCCCCCAGGAUGAAGCGACCCUCUCUUCUGACCUUCCUAUGCCUCCUGGCGGCCCUGGCCGGCGGGAACCUGGUCCAGUUUGGGGCGAUGACCGAGAGGAUGACGGGGAAGCCCGCGCUGCAGCACGACGACGGCUGCUACUGCGGCGGCGGCGGCUCCCACGCGCCGGUGCGCGAGACAGACGGGUGCUGCCACGCCCACAACUGCUGCUAAGGGCGCCUGGAGAAGCUGGGCUGUGAACCCAAAAUGGAAAGGUACCUCUUCUCCGCCACCAGGCACAGCAUCUUCUGCGCGGGCAGAACCAGCUGCCAGCGACGGACCUGCGAGUGUGACAAGAAGGCCGCACUCUGCUUUCGCCACAACCUGGGCACCUACAACCACAAAUACGCCCAUUACCCCAACAAGCUGUGCGCCGGGCCCACCCCGCCCUGCUAA
Bubalus bubalis (water buffalo) is the source of this 689-nucleotide messenger RNA. RefSeq names its product phospholipase A2 group IIE (gene PLA2G2E). The record is from RefSeq and is a predicted model, not a curated record. Gene Ontology annotation, molecular function: phospholipid binding; calcium ion binding. Lineage: Eukaryota; Metazoa; Chordata; Mammalia; Artiodactyla; Bovidae. Gene Ontology annotation, biological process: negative regulation of T cell proliferation; lipid catabolic process; arachidonate secretion. The transcript is spliced from 4 exons.